Molecule: messenger RNA, 1598 nt
Organism: Eutrema salsugineum
Lineage: Eukaryota; Viridiplantae; Streptophyta; Magnoliopsida; Brassicales; Brassicaceae
Exons: 6
Coding region: 120-1475 (451 amino acids)
Source: RefSeq, a predicted model, not a curated record
CCAAUUUUGAAAUCACAGAAAAUUCCAAAUCCAAAAAUGCAAAAUUGAAAAAAAAAAAUCUCCCUUAAAGACUCUUCCUUGAAGACGAACCAAACCUCGUUCAUUCCUCCUCCGCUCCAAUGGAGGAACCCGGUUUGGAUCCCGGAUCGUACCCAAUUCCGCCCGCUUCAGUCCAUCUCGCCCCAUUCUUCUCCCUCGGUCCGCCUCCGUCUGCUCGUCUCCUGUCAAGCCACUUCACUCGUCGUACCCAGCCACUGCAUUCGUCUCGGCGGCUCGGUUACACAUCUCUCCAGGGUUUGCUCGUCAAUUCCCAUGAGGCCAGCUCGGCGCGAUCCAUCGGCGGCGGCGGGUUGAGCCGAGAGGAAACCCUCGCGUGGGAGCUCUUCACGCCUUACCAAAGGUUCCUGAUUGUGGCGGUCAUUGGCGUCGCCGCCUCUGAGUCGAAGAAGAAUGGUUUGAUUCGGCAGCUCCAGAAAUCGGUUGACCUCAGGGACCAUGUUCUUUCAAGCAUGCAGCAGAAGCUGGAUGAUCUGUGUCAACAACUAAAUCUUGCCAAGGAUCAGUCUGGAAAUGCUUUCAAGGUCUCAGAUCAUGAUGAUCUACAAUCAACUUUUACAGAAAAUUUCGGAUCUGAGAAAGUUAAAUUCGUAGACUGUGGUUGCUGGCUAUGUGAUCAACAUCAUCACUCACCACCUGCUAUACAGGAUAAAACUCCCACAAAUCCGGUGAUUGACACAGAGCCAGAGGAAAGGCGUAUGUCUUACAUGUCAGAUUGGUGUUCUAGUGUCACUUCUGCUGCAGAAAUCCAUUUCGAGAAUCUUUCACUCGACCAAGACAUGCUUUCUCUCAGAAAGGAGUGUCAAGAGAAAGAUGCUACAAUAAAGGACCUAACUUCAUUUCUUCAGUUAACCAACAAAGCUGGUUCAAAACGAGAAACAGAACUUGAAGAGAUUAUUCGCAGGAAGAAGACGAUAAUUAAGAAGCUCAAGAGAGACGUACUGGUGUUAGAAGAAAAGGUCACACAGCUCACUAGGCUCCGGAGGUCCUCCUAUUCACCUGCAAUCCCAAGUACCCGUGAAUUCCCAAUGAGAUUGGACAAUCUUCUUUAUGAUGUGGAUGCUUCUACAACUUCUUCAUCCUCUGAUUCAGACACUCCUGCAAGCAGACCUCGACAAACUGUGGUGGAGGAUGAUCCAGUUGAUUCCAUGAAGGAGAAACCUUUAUAUUUGGGACAAAUCCAUAAAUCAGCCCCAGCUAAAUCCUCGGCCUCACUUGUGAAACCUGUGAAGCCGCAUUCAGUUGUUACUCCAUCAACUAACCGGAAGCCUGUCUCAGCUUCUUAUUCUUCUUCUUCAUCUUCUUCUUCUUCUUUAAGGAUGAGACGGGCUUCUUCUGCUGGUGAUUCAAAGAAACCUAGAAGGCCAAUUCAGGUUGCCGCAAGAGCUUCCUCAGGUUCAAAUAAGAGAUGGGUUUAGUAAAUAUGGUCUACUAGUAUGCAUCAUUUGCCAUUUCUGAGAAAAAAAAUGCUAUAUUGUAGCUAAAAGUAUGUUAUAUUCCAAAAAAAAUUCAUUCCAUAAUGUUGACUUCAUAUCAAUAUC